This is a messenger RNA of Centrocercus urophasianus (Greater sage-grouse), 5025 nucleotides long. RefSeq names its product calcitonin receptor like receptor (gene CALCRL). Gene Ontology annotation, biological process: cell surface receptor signaling pathway; adenylate cyclase-activating G protein-coupled receptor signaling pathway; angiogenesis. Gene Ontology annotation, cellular component: plasma membrane. Lineage: Eukaryota; Metazoa; Chordata; Aves; Galliformes; Phasianidae. The record is from RefSeq and is a predicted model, not a curated record. Gene Ontology annotation, molecular function: calcitonin receptor activity; adrenomedullin receptor activity; calcitonin gene-related peptide receptor activity. Bases 176 to 1579 code for a protein of 467 amino acids. The transcript is spliced from 13 exons.
CUGCACCGUGCCCUGCGGGCGCCUGCGCGGCUCCGAGCCGGCCGGCCGGGGAAGCGAAGGAGCAGCUCUCCGCUCUCUCGCUGGGAACGGAGAUCCAAUCGACUGGGCUCGGAUCAACUCCGCGUGUUUGCAUUAAUUCAAUCACAACAUAAAAUACACUGCGUCAGAAAUAAAAAUGACAAAAAACUGGAUCACAUUCUUGCUGUUCUUCCUCUCGGUUACUUUGUUAUUUGCCACUGCUAUUCCAUCUGAAGGUCAUCAGAAUAUGACAGAGGACUUUGGUCAACUGAGUUUUACACGGAAUAAAAUUAUGACAGCACAGUAUGAAUGCUACCAGAAAAUUAUGCAAGAUCCCAUUCAUAGGAAAGAAGGUCCUUACUGUAACAGGACGUGGGAUGGCUGGUUGUGCUGGAGUGAUGUUGCUGCAGGAACUGUAUCAGUACAGCAUUGUCCUGACUACUUCCAAGAUUUCAAUCCAUCAGAAAAAGUUACAAAGAUCUGUGAUCCAAGUGGGAACUGGUUUAGACACCCAGAAAGCAACAGGACAUGGACAAACUACACCCAGUGUAAUAUCUAUACGCACGAAAAAGUGAAGACUGCUCUGAAUUUGUAUUAUUUGGCCAUCAUAGGACAUGGUCUUUCAAUUGCCUCACUUCUGAUUUCUCUUGGCAUAUUCUUUUACUUUAAGAGCUUGAGUUGCCAGAGGAUUACUCUUCAUAAAAAUCUCUUUUUCUCUUUUGUUUGCAACUCUGUUGUAACAAUAAUUUCACUGACUGCAAUUGCCAACAAUCAGGAAUUAGUUGCAGCUAAUCCAGUUAGCUGCAAAGUGUCAAUGUUUAUCUACCUGUACCUAAUGGGUUGCAACUACUUCUGGAUGCUGUGCGAAGGCAUUUACCUGCAUACCCUUAUUGUGGUGGCUGUUUUUGCUGAGAAACAGCACUUGAUGUGGUAUUACCUUCUUGGCUGGGGUUUUCCACUGAUCCCUGCCUGCAUACAUGCUGUUGCUAGAAGCUUGUAUUAUAAUGACAACUGUUGGAUCAGCUCUGAUACUCAUCUGCUCUACAUCAUCCAUGGCCCUAUUUGUGCUGCUCUAUUGGUGAAUCUUUUCUUCCUGUUAAAUAUUGUCCGUGUACUCAUAACCAAGCUGAAAGACACCCACAAGGCAGAAUCCAACCUAUACAUGAAAGCAGUACGAGCUACCCUCAUUCUGGUUCCCCUGCUCGGCAUUGAAUUUGUGCUGUUUCCAUGGCGACCAGAAGGUCGAAUCACUGAGGAAGUCUAUGAAUAUGUGAUGCACAUCCUUAUGCAUUACCAGGGUCUACUGGUCGCUACAAUUUUCUGCUUCUUCAAUGGAGAGGUCCAAGCUGUUUUGCGAAGACACUGGAAUCAGUACAAAAUCCAGUUUGAGCACAGCUUCAGCCACUCAGAUGCUAUGCGCACUGUUUCCUAUACAGUAUCAACAAUCAGUGAUGUUCCAGGCUACAGCUACAACCACGACUGCACCAGUGAACAUUUAAAUGGCAAAGGCUAUCAUGACAUGGAGAGCGUAGUUUUAAAAACUGAAAAGUUAUAUGGUUGACUGAAAAGACUCUGCAUAUGCCGGUGUUCACCCUCAUAGUUUAUGAACUUGAAGUUUGAUUUGAUGACUUAAUGGCCAGAAGAUUCAGUCUAACUUGGGAGUAUGACCUUCUCCUGAAUGAUGCAAACUAAACCAACUCAUUUUCGUAUGUAUAAAUAUAUGUGUCUGUGUUUGUCUAUUGAUAGUAUGGACAUCCAUACAUGUAUCUAUCCACUUAGCUAUAUAUAUGUGUGUAUUUACAUAAGUAUACAAACGUUGCCUCUUCAGUUUCUACUAUGUAGACAAAGUUGGCAAUUUUUUGUACAAGGGGAAUCAAAGAAUGAAGGAUUUCGUAUUUUCUUGGAAGUUUCUAUGAAGACGGGGUUGUACUGAAGCCACUUCAUUUGCCUAUAGAAACUUAGGGUGUAAAUACCAUACUAUAUUGUCUUAAUCAAACCUAAAACUGAACAAAGGAAAAUUGUUACAAUAGGUGCAAUAGUUACAGCAGCUUGUUCAGGUUAAUUUUAUGUCCAGUAUUUUAUUGUCAAAAAGCAACAAAAAAAACACCAACAGAUAGUCUAAGAUAAUAGACUCAAGAUACUAAUGCUGAGCCAGUUGGAUUUUGCAACUGUUUUUAAUGAAGCAUCAGAGAUGCUAGUACAAGUCUAAGAUUCUAUUCACUUGUGUAUUGCAGCAUAACAGUUUACAGCAAGCCUUGAACAAUUUUAUUUAAACUGUUUUCACAUACACAGGAGUGUCUCCUCCUCUUCAAGCUUAUGAAUGCAGAUGAGAUCAAUGAUGAAGCCUUACUGAAAAGUAAGAAAGAGUACAGAAAGAAUAGUAACCUGAAUACCUAUAAAUCCAUCUGACUAGUAAUUCAAGCUUAUGGAAUUUCACUGUCUGCUUAAGCAUUUUACUUGGCUGGGAAAAAUAAUGUACAGAUUUUGUUAUAGCCAUGUGGUUUGUUUUGUUUUUCUUUUAAGUAUUUCUAUGGCCAAUAUGCCUGAAUGCCUGAUAAAAUUAUUCCUUUGUUUUGGAGGGCAAUGUUUUGAUUACGUUUGUGACUUGUUUAUUUAGGGAAAAAUGGACUGGACUGAACACAGUGAAAAUGAUUUGCUAUCUGUGAAGCCAGUGUAUGAGAUAGAUUAAUCAAGCAAAUUAACAUCAAUAACAUAUUAUUCCUUUUUUUUCUUUUUCUUUUUUUUUUUUUUUUUUUUUUUUUGAAAAUCCAAUAUAGGAUUUGCCUUAGAAAACUUUAAUGUUUAAGAAUUUUAAUAUUAUUUGAGAGGUGCUUGAUUCAGACCAGUUCUUUUUAAGGAAGUUAUUGCUUUUGGUUGUACUGGUUUAUAAAGGUCUCUCUGAAGAAUGAGAAGGUUGUGGAUAUUUAAAAUAUGUGUCUAGCAAACCUGUGUACAUCUUUAUGCUUCAAAGAAAUAGUAGUUAUAUUAAGUGAAACAAAAUGCUGAAGUAUAAGAGAUGAAUUUGUAAUGGUCUUAUUAAAAAAAAUCUAAGAAGUAGAAAAAUGUGUUAUAGGUAUAUUUUGCAGAACAGUCUACUUCAAAAGUUGGGGGAGAAAAAAAGAGGAGUGGAGACUGGAGCUUAUCAACGACGAUUAUGCUCAUGUGCAUCAGGUAAGCAGGUAAAAAAACUGAAAGACAGAUUUUUCUAAACCACUUUAGUCCUAAAUACUUAAUUUUGUAUAUGAAGUAUUGAUUUUUACAUCUAAACAUUUUUUUCAGUAGCCUUUCUGUAAGCUUCAUUAGCAUGGAAUUUAUUUGCUGUUUCAGUAUUUAUUUUCUUGUAACUUUGUAAGGCCUCACAUGCUUUGUAUUUAGAAGGAAAAUGUUAAGAGGAUGCAGUAAAUUCAUGCCACUUGCACCUUUCAUUGUUAAUUUUUUUAACACUGUUGUCUAGAGUUUCAGUGUAGAGUUUUGUUAAUGAUGUAGUGUCAUAACAUAGAAUAUCAGCUGAGAUAUUAAAAUGGAGAUGUCUUGUGCAAGGCUAUCUGCUCGAGUGAUAGAAAUAACAUGAAAAUCAUGUGCUAUACUAGAACAGUGUGAAAUCUGGAAACCCUGUCUCACAGCACCUGAUUAUGGUGUCUGUUCCAACAUGGUUAGAAGUCGUUUACAACUCAACUUGCUCAUUUUUUUUUUAAAGUAAAUAAUUAAGUAAUUAAGGGUUACUUAAAAAUCUUUGCAAUGUUCUGAAAGUGCACGUAGUGCAGGACAUCCCUAGUCUGGUAUACCAGCUUUGCACACACAGGGGAACAGAUCAUCAACUGGUAUAAAUCUUGAGUUCUAAGUUUGGAAUCAGUGGGUACUAGCUGAGAAUCAAAGCCUGUGCAGAUACUGGUCUAUUGGAAAGUGCUUCACAGUCCUGGACGGCAUAUUAUGUGACAAUUAUUUCAAUGGUACCUGGUGGGUUGUUACAAUUAAAACAUGUAACAGCUGAGAAUAUGAUAUGAUAUUAGAUUUUGAUUUCAGUUUACUUCUCAGCUAGGCAGUUAAAUUUAAUGACCUGCAAAUUUGUGCCUUUUGAUACAAAGUACUAAAUGCUAAUAGUUCACUGUCUUCUGUUGAGAGAUGAUUGUAAUGGUAAUUUAUAGGGGGAGACUGCUUUUCCACAGAACCUAUCCUGCCUCUAGGUGGUCAGUCACAGUGUGUGUGUUUCUAGGCACACUUUUGAAAAGGAAACACAUCGAGCUGGAUAUGCAAAAAAAGGUUUGUGGCUGUACAAGGAGAGGAACACUCCCUCAUCCUCAUGAGCUUCUAUUUUGCAUUGGAAAACAUAAAUUCCUUAUUUUGUCUUCCUACCUCACCUUUUUUCAGUUCCUACAUAGCUAAGACCAGAGUCUGCUGCUUAAUUUAUUCCUUUUUUUUUUUUUUUUUUUUUUCACUAUAAAUUGAAAUCAAAUCUUUAUGCUGAGAUUUUGUCCUGUGGUCUAUUUUCUACUGUAUGGAAUAUUGUAGUCCUUGCCUGUAUUGUCUGGAAUGUAAGAAAGCUUUUGGGGGCUGUGAGGUUCUUUUCAACAGCAGACAGCUAUCUAUUAUUGUUCUUUUUUGUUAGUGAACAUUUACUGUAUCAUUAAGAAGGAGGCUACAGAAAUGCUCGUCUUAGACUUUGUGUAAGUAACUGGCAUGUUAGUUAUGUGUUAAAGGGAAUGUCUAUUUUUAAUGCUACUGUCAUCAAUUAGUAAAUGCCACAAGUUGAUUCUCUGCUGCAGAGUUCCCUCAGUUUAUUAUUGUAUUUAACAGCUAUUCUAUGUAUUAUUUUUUCUUUGUGAUGAUCUCCUGAAGUGCUUGGCUGUAGAAAUGCUGCAACACAUACUCCUGUUAACGUCACAAAACGUUUGGGCUGGAAACCCGGUAACAUUCAAGUAUUGUACUGUGUAAAUAAGAUGAAUAGAAGCUAUGCCAUUGUAUUUAUUGUUCCACUAAGGGUGAAAUAGAAAAAAAUGUGAGAAGUUA